Molecule: messenger RNA, 231 nt
Organism: Anisakis simplex (herring worm)
Lineage: Eukaryota; Metazoa; Nematoda; Chromadorea; Rhabditida; Anisakidae
Source: the annotation of a GenBank genome assembly
AUGAUUGGAUCGAAAGGAUUUUGUCAAGAGUUCGACAAAGCUGGAAUCGAGCACUUCGGCUCUGGAGCGGACCCGAUUGAAGAGAUGCACAUCAGCGACGAACAUAUGCUGGAUAGCGACUCACCGUUAUGCUCGAUCGAUGAAGAGGGAAGCGAUGUUGGUGCAGUAAUUGUUGGAUUCGAGACACAUUUCAAUUAUUUGAAAUUAAUGCGUGCCGCGAAUUUCUUACAG